CAGGUGUUCCAAUCCCCUCCAUAUCAUGUGAUUCAGGUGUUCCAAUCCCCUCCCAGUCAUGUGAUUCAGGUGUUCCAAUCCCCUCCAUAUCAUGUGAUUCAGGUGUUCCAAUCCCCUCCCAAUCAUGUGAUUCAGGUGUUCCAAUCCCCUCCCAAUCAUGUGAUUCAGGUGUUCCAAUCCCCUCCCAAUCAUGUGAUUCAGGUGUCCCAAUCCCCUCCAUAUCAUGUGAUUCAGGUGUCCCAAUCCCCUCCAUAUCAUAGUCAAUAGCUAAAGACCUCCAAACUUGGUGUGGCCUUCAGAUGAGCCCAACAACAGUGCGUAGAGAGCUUCAUGGAAUGGGUUUCCAUGGC
This is a messenger RNA of Staurois parvus, 350 nucleotides long. The record is from the annotation of a GenBank genome assembly. Lineage: Eukaryota; Metazoa; Chordata; Amphibia; Anura; Ranidae.